This is a messenger RNA of Fonsecaea multimorphosa CBS 102226, 1497 nucleotides long. RefSeq lists its product as uncharacterized. The record is from RefSeq and is a predicted model, not a curated record. Bases 1 to 1497 code for a protein of 498 amino acids. Gene Ontology annotation, molecular function: N-acetyltransferase activity. The transcript has 2 exons. Lineage: Eukaryota; Fungi; Ascomycota; Eurotiomycetes; Chaetothyriales; Herpotrichiellaceae.
AUGUGGUUCAGACAAUCCAAGACGCCUGAAAAAGAGGGCUUCCUUCGUGCUGCAAGCCCGAACGAGCGCCGAUGCAUCGGUCGCGAAUCCCUUGGUUUCUACCGUUCCCUGGUGGUAGGAGGGAUAUACCAGUUUGUCGAGCCCGUCCAAGUGGCCUCUAUUUCCACCUAUAUCCAUGCCUUGCGCUACUGUGUGCGUCGCCACCCACAGCUAUGCUGCACGGUCGCCGACGCCGACACCAAGUCGCCUUACUACAAAACCUGUGCUCGCAUGGAUCUGAGUCAGCAUGUUCAGAUUCUCCAGCAUUGCGAUGGCGGUGACGGUGGCGCGGCUGGCAUCCAAUCCGUCGAGAGCGCUCUGCGAGCCAUCCUAGACUCUCGCGGACCGUCUUCCAUACCUGCAUGGAAGAUCACCGUUGUACCGUUCUCGCAGCAGAGCUGCUUCGUGGGGUUUUCUUUCGCUCAUUCGAUUGGCGACGGAUUGUCAGGCCUCAUCUUCCACCGAACCUUUCUCGAGGCCCUCCAAGACCCCAUUGUGGAGGAGGAUUUGAUCUGGGCACCGAAACUGCGACAACUCGAUCCCCCGUUUGAUACACCGACGAACCUGCCGAUUUCCUGGUCUUUUCUUCUGCGGCCGCUCCUCGGGUCAAUGCUUCCCGCACGCAUAGCCUCUCUGAUUGGAGUCGGCGAGAAAGAAUCAUCUCACACCUCGUGGACGGCAUCAAAAACGUUCUACAACCCCGAAACCCACUUGACUGGGCUCAAAACCUUGUCCAUCGACGGCCCCGUGGUACAGGAAGCUUUGAAGACGUGCCGAAAACACCGGGGAAAGCUCACGGGACUGCUUCACCAGUUAAUCAUCAACGCCCUGUCCGAGUCCCUGGCCCAGUACGAGGGUGGUCGCGACACUACUCUCGACACUCUCGUGACACGGACAGCACUGAACAUGCGAGGGUGCGUCGACAAAUCCAACGAAGAUGACAUGGGUAACUUCGUCACUGCGACGACGCGGAAUCACGCCAUCAAGAAAGUCUCGGGAUCGAACCCUUGUUUCGAGAUCGACUGGGCGUCGGUGCGCAGCGACAGCGCCCAACUCGCCGCGGCGGCAAAGGAAUUACGAGACCAGCCCCUCGGCCUGCUCCGAUACGUGAGCGACGUGCGCGGGUGGGUCUUGUCCCAGCUCGGUCGAAGGCGAGAUUGCUCGUACGAGAUCAGCAAUCUCCUCGCCUUCCAACCGUCGGGCCCCGGCCGCCCCACGAAACGCAGCGCCGCCGUGACCGAGAUGGUCUUUUGCCAGCCCGCAGACGCCCUCGGCCCACUCCUGUACUUCAACGUGGUCAGCGUCGCCGAUGGGCCUCUGACCCUGACGGUCACCUGGCAGACUGGCGCACUGGCACUGGAUUCGGGCCAUGAAGAAGAAGAAGAGGCGGCCUUUGUGGAAAUGGUGUGCCGAAGCAUCGAGUCCGGCUUCACUCGCGUGUCGGGUUCACCGCCCUAG